This is a messenger RNA of Protobothrops mucrosquamatus (brown spotted pit viper), 910 nucleotides long. It is a transcript of the gene PEBP1, whose product is annotated as phosphatidylethanolamine binding protein 1. The record is from RefSeq and is a predicted model, not a curated record. The transcript has 4 exons. Gene Ontology annotation, biological process: negative regulation of MAPK cascade. Bases 22 to 648 code for a protein of 208 amino acids. Lineage: Eukaryota; Metazoa; Chordata; Lepidosauria; Squamata; Viperidae.
CAGCCCCCGCAUUAAGGCUGGAUGAGGCUCGCGCGCUACGUUUGCUGGCUGCAGCGAGCAGGGAAGAGGAGCUUUGGUGCAACCAUGCCGGUAGAUUUGAGCGACUGGGGAGGCUCCUUAAGCCUCCCCGAGGUGGAAGAGAAGCCGGUGCAUCCUCUGCGGGUCCGCUACGGGUCGGUGGAAAUCGAGGAUCUCGGCCAAGUGCUUACACCGACCCAGGUCAAGAAUCGGCCAACCCUGAUCGAGUGGGAUAAUUGCAGCCCGGAUAAAUUCUACACUUUGGUUCUUACGGAUCCUGAUGCUCCCAGCAGGAAAACUCCCAAAUUCAGGGAGUGGCACCACUUUUUGGUGACCAACAUGAAAGGCAACGACAUCAGCAGUGGGAAUGUUUUGUCAGACUAUGUUGGAUCUGGACCCCCGAAAGGAACAGGCCUUCACCGCUACGUGUGGCUGGUCUACGAACAGUCCCGGCACCUGACUUGCAACGAGCCCAUCCUGAGCAACCGCUCGGGGGACAAACGGGGCAAUUUCAAGAUAUCGGCUUUCCGCAAGAAAUACAAGCUGGGGUCCCCCGUCGCGGGCACCUGCUACCAAGCCGAGUGGGAUGACUACGUGCCCAAACUGUACGAGCAGCUCUCUGGGAAAUGAAACGGCCUUCGUGUUGUGCCCUCGUUCCUCUUUCUUGGAAAUUCUCCCCUUAGGAUAAAUGGCCUGGUUUACUCUGGAUGCGUUGCUGAAAAUGACUCCCAUUGACUCGCUAACAUGAAUUAAUCUAUGUUAAUUCAUUGUGGACCCUUUAAUCGGCAGCCUUUAUUGUUUAAAAAAAAACCCUGCAACUGAAUUGUAUGUUGCAUUGCUGCUUUUGAGAAGCUUCCAUCCUGAGAAUAGAAAACACUCAUUUUCUAUUACU